AUGACGACAACAAUUCGGACAUCAGCGGCUUCACCAACAAUCGCUAUUACUUCUAACCGAAAUAAAUCUGUCGCUACUACAUUUACCACUACUACAACUACCACUACCACAACUACCAAUACCACAACUGCCACUGCUACAACUACCAAUAACACAACUACCAAUAACACAACUACCAAUAACACAACUACCAAUAACACAACUACCAAUACCACAACUACCAAUACCACAACUGCCACUGCUACAACUGCCACUGCUACAACUACCACUACUACAACUACUACUACCACUACUACAACUACCACUACUACAACUACCACUACUACACACAAUACAACUGCAAAUACUGCUUUUCCUACUACCGCUGUUACUACAAAAUCAGUACUACCAUUUUUCAGUACAGGUAGAAGUGUAACAAUAAUUAACGUAACAGGUGAUACUGCAGAUGGCGGUGAAAACUAUUCAGGUGAGAAUAUAAUGGCGAUUCCAUUAAAUAAAGUUACAGCAACUAAAAUUAACGCUACUCCAACGUAUGUUAAUGUUGGGGCCGUCAGUACACGUGUACCGGAAGCUAGUACUCGCGCACUUGAAACGAGUGCGCAUGUUACUACAACGAGUGCAAAUGUUACUUCAAAAAGUACAAGCGUUGUGUCGGUUACAUCCAACGGCUUAGCCGAUACGAAAUCGAGCUUGAAUAAUUUAUCCAACUCAUUCAGUUCAUCGCCCACAACAACAGCAGCAGCUAUUAUUAGCAACGAAAAUGUUCUAGCAACAAAUUUAACUGUUGUAUCAAAUGGUAAACAUGUUGCAGAAAAAACAAAAAGUGUUGAUGCAACAAAAAUGAAUGUUGAAAAAGAAGGUGACCCUCUAUCGAUUGACUCAAUUAAGUUGCAGUCUGUGUCGGAGAGGAAUGAGAUGUUUGAAAGCAUGAUUCGGGGUAGAAUCCGUCACGAACAACUACAACAACAUCAACCUAAUAAUCCUUAUUUACAACAAUAUAGACAACAACAACAACCUCAAAAACUGCAACAGCAACCGCAACAACAACCGCCACAAUCGCAUCGACGUCAACAAAAACAUCCAGACAAUCGACUACAGCUACCACAACAACAAAAUGUAAUUCAGCAACACCAACUACAAUUGCUACCAUCAACAUCAACAUUUUUUCAACAAUUAUCAUCAUCACCAUCUGCAAAAACACCAGAAACAACAACUUCAUCGACACAAAAUCAGCAGCCGAAAUCUCAAGUAAUUAGCAUAGACAGCAUCUUAUUUGCAAAAAAUAACUUGAAGAAACCUGAAAACAUUAGGCGUCACAGUAACCAAAGUUCAAACAGUGCCUGCAAUACGAUCACCAGUAAAAGGUCGACAAUUAGCGGUGUAGACAAAGAAAAUGUGAUCAACAAAAAUAACAAAACUGACAACAGAAACUUCAUCAACGACAUUAACAACAACAUCAAUGACAUUAACAACAACAACAACGUUAAACCAAAUACUAAUGAUAGUAAAGAAGAAGGUCUCAACAACGAUUAUAAGGCAAACAACAAUAACGACGCUAAUAACACUAACAACAACAACAUCAACAGUAACAACAACAACAGCAGUAACAACAACAGCAGAAGUAACAACAACAACAACAGCAGCAGCAGUAGUAGUAGUAGCUGCACCAACGACAUCAACACAAUUGGUGAUAUUUACAGCAAACUCGGCAACAAAGUCACCCGCAUCACGUUAACAUCCCCGGUUGAUGACGUAGACCUCUUAAGACCUGAACCAGAAAUACCAAAAGAUGACGUCACGAAAGAUAAAAAACCGCAAAGACCGCAGACAGUCAUACUGAAUCUUCACGCCCAGAAAUCGAAAUUUCUAGAAGAGAUCAAAAGCAACAUGGCCGAUAAUGCAGUAGAUGACAAAAUUAACCUGGAUUUGAACAUAAACCUAAAUGGCGUGAUUAGUGACGUCACCAAGCCAGCCGCAACCGACGCCACUACUGCCAAUAAAAAUGAACGUUUUGAAAUGACGUACACAAACGAAAGCAACGGCAAUUUCAAGCAGCACAACGUCAUCAAACAACAACACAACGUCAUCAAACAACAACAGCACAACAACAACAAACAAGACACCAAAAAGCUGCAUGAUGACAUUAACAACGAUAACACAACACAUAACAACAGCAGCGGACAACAAAACAACAAUAACUUAAAUGAGAUCAACAACAAUCAAAACAAAAACAACAACCGGAGAAUAACAAACCAUGAUGACGUAAAUAACUUUGAACCUAAACAUCAAAAGUUAAUUUAUGAAAACAGCAACAAAAAUAAAACACAGCAAAGACCGCAGACCGUUAUGCUGGGCAUUCAUGGACAAAAAUCACAAUUUUUGGGUGACGAAAAACACAACAUGGUCGACAACUUCGAAACCGACCGAAUAAAAUUGGACUUGAACAUAAACCUGAAUGACAUUAACAGACAGCAACAAAACAACAACAUCGACAACACACAAAACAACAACUUCCAUCACAUCAACAAAAAAGAGAACAAAAAUGACACCAUGGGCCAACGAACAAUGUUAAAAGAUAACGACGGACAGCGACAAAGCAUUACCAUAAACGAUCACCAACUGAACAACAACAUCCAAUCAAAAAUUAUGACGUCACCGUCAAUAAUGGAGCCCAUGGAUGUCAAGAGAUGGUGGAUGAGGUCUUCUACUGAGGAUGUUUUUAGAAGAACACAAAUGAAAUUAACAGCUGGUAGUCCACCGCAUGCAACAGCUGUGACAGCAGCUGGCCAAUCAGCUGCAACAGCUGGUAGUCUAUCAGCUGUGACAUCAACUGUACUAAAUGCUAAUAUAUUUCACCGCCAAAUGUACGGUUAUGAUUGUGGUAAUGAUAUCAAUGAUAAUAAUGAUAACAAUAAUAAUAAUAAUAAUGACGAUGACGACGAUAACAAAAACUUUGUUGAAAAUUGUAAACAACAUUUUUCAAGCGUUGACGAAUAUAAGAGCAAACAACAACAAAAACAACGACAACAAUAUUACCGACCAACUCAGCAACAUGAUCCACAACCACAACGACCGGAAAUGGAUAGAUUAUCACAUCAACGUUUGAUUCCCAGAAACAGCAGUAGCAGCAACAACAUCAACAACAUCAACAACAACAACAUCAACAACAAUUACAUCAAUAGGAACUACAACGAUCGCGGACAGCAGCACCACCAACGGCGGCACCACACCACACACUCCCCAUCUUCGUCCUCCUUCUCAUCACUCGGCGGCUCUUUCGUACCACAGAACGAACGUUUCGGCAACAGCCACUUUCGAUACAAAGACAUCAACACAGAGAGACCCAGGCAGGUCAAUUCCCUGAACAGAGAUUUCGAAACUUACGGAUUUCUACGAGACGACAAAACGAAACCGACGAAAGCUGGGAAUUACCAAAUGCGCAGUUUCACUUUCGAUAUUCGUGAUGAUGUGAGGGGCUAUGAAGGAAGAAGAUAUGAUGGUGAUGAUAACGAUCAUUAUUAUGGUGAUGAAAAUAAUAAUGAUGGUGACGACAACUGUUAUCAUCGGAGCAACUUCAAUGACGCUGGCGAUGAUGGUGAAGAUUAUUAUGAAAUGAAUAAUAAUUUUGAACAGCACAUGAGACCAGUGACUUUGGAUUUGAAUUUAAAUUUGUCAUAGUUUGAAUGAAUGAAAAAAUGAAUGAAUGGUUGUAUUUGAUGAAAUGAAUAAAUAAAUGAAUGAAUGAAUGAAUGCUUGAAUGAACGAACGAACGAACAAAUAGUGAAUGAAUUAAUGUGUUUGUGAGUAAAUGAGUGAGAGAGUGAGUGAGUGAGUGAGUGAGUAGUGAGCGAGCAAGUGAAUGAGUGAGUGAGUGAGUGAGUGAGUGAGUGAGCGAGCAAGUGAAUGAGUGGUUAUCCAAAUAAAACAAUGAGCAUAGUUAUUAAUUACUUGAUUGAUAUUAUGAAUUAAUGAGUGAAUGAGUUAAUUACCUGGCGAUUAAUGGAUCGAUUGAGCGAAUGAAUGAAUAAAUAAAUAAAUUUAUAAUUGGCUAAUUGAUUGAUAUAGUGAUUAAAUGAAUAAAUUAAUUGGAAUAAACUAAAUCGGCAUUAUCCUAAUCAUUCCAACACUAACGAACAACAACAUCACCAUCUGAAUGUUAGAAAAACAUAAUGACGAUGAUUUCUUAAUAAUUUUUGUGCAAUCAUAACUCGUUCUAUUUAACUUAUUUAAAUUAAUUAGUAAUUUAUUAAUUUAUGCAUUCAUUUAAUUACUAAUUUAUUCCAAUGUAUUUCUAACAAAAUUCUAAUUUUUAAUAAAUUUUCUCAAAAU
Messenger RNA from Helobdella robusta, 4329 nucleotides. RefSeq lists its product as hypothetical. NCBI's taxonomy places the organism in Eukaryota, Metazoa, Annelida, Clitellata, Rhynchobdellida, Glossiphoniidae. The record is from RefSeq and is a predicted model, not a curated record. The transcript is spliced from 3 exons. The coding region runs from base 1 to 3678 and encodes 1225 amino acids.